AGUUUCGUACGGAAUGCCUAGAAAAAUUUUUAUUGUUUAGGUUAUCUCGAGCAGGAAACACACACCAUUCAAAUUUCAUGUGAGUGCGUUACUUGCAUUUGGAAAAAAGAGUACGAUCGAAAGGUUCGUAGAAGCGCGAUGACCGAGGAUCAAGCCCUUCUCCCAGCCGCAGAAAGCGAGGAGCGCAUCGGCUCUUUGCGGCAACGCUUUGCCGAGCAGGGCAGCAAUGUCACAUCGCGCGUUGUACGCUCCGUGGACUCCACUCGGCUGCUGUUCAUGGGCAGCAAUUUCCAGCAUGGGCGCUGCGACCAGGACGUAUUCUAUGACUGCCAGAGCAACGGGGAGGACUCUCCGCGAGAGGGCCGCAGUGGCACGAGUCGCAGUGCUACGAGCCGCAGUGUUACGAGCAAGUGCCGGCUCGACGAUCCGGCAGCCAUCCGGCAGGCCCUGGAGCGAGCGGCCAAUGCCACAAACACAUUGCUUAAGAACUUCGACAACUCCGGUGGGUGGAACAAUCCCUGUGCCGUGACUCUGGAGAUCACUGCCCGUCUGGUGGACCCCAAGAAGACGCGCUCAGGUUGCCCAUUGCACGGAAAACCAGUCACCGUUCAGAUGCCGCUGCAGUUCAAUCCGCAGGGCGGCGGGAAGCUGACCACUUGCCAGAAGAGGGAGUUGCCCCGACCCCGCCACCAGAGCAGCGGUUCCGUAUGCCAGUGCCGGACCGGUGCCCCGAAGGCUAAAAAGCCCUGCCCAGGUAAAUCCGAAAGUCAACAACAGUUCUUCCAAAGCGAGUCACACGUUUCUCGCUCCGACGCCUCCGCGUACAUGGGGAGUUGUGGCGACUCUACCAUCUGUUGUCAUAGCCGCAUUUACCAAAACCGCUAUCAACCGGAUGAGCGAGAGGUUAUAUCCAUCUCCUACCUUUCUGUUCCGGAAACCAAUCAGAUUUGGGAGGAAGAGGCGACGGUGGAGGAUAUAAAGCCACCUUUACCGCCUCCAGAAAAAAUUGAAGAGCCUCCGGUGGAACCCGAGCCGGUUCCUGAGGAACAUAUAAAAAUUGAAGCCCCACCGCAAGAAGAUGAAGACGAAUCGGAUACAGAGACUGUUUCGGAGUCAGAGCCAUCUACUGCAACGGUGGUUCUAUUUGACGAACCUGAGCCGGAAACUUCAGCACCGAGUGGCAAAAAGUACUACCUGGCCCGACCUCAGAACAAAGAGUUCUCCAAUUGCUCGCCAUGUCGAUUCGACCCAAGUCCGAUUAUGGACGAGGAGGGGAAUGUCUUUUGCCCUGGCAACUGCGGCUGCUGUAUGUGUCCGUGGAAACGCCGCACCUUCGAGGAGAACCGGGAACAUAUCAACGUCAAGGUCUGCCGCUGCGUGCAGCGCGGAACAAUUUUUACCAAGUUUGAGGACCGGGAAGUCUGUAGCCAGACGUCCUACUUUGAUUUUUGUCCAUGUCGCGAGAAGGCCGAGGCCAAGUUCCUGGAACUGUAUCACACGGAGAUGUGGUCCUCGCCAGACAAUACUCGGGGACGCGAGAUUCAGCUGUCGGAGAUAAAAGAGCUCCUCGUACCAUUGCGCCAAUACGAAUAAAGUGUGUGUGUUUGCCCAUCA
Messenger RNA from Drosophila ananassae, 1614 nucleotides. RefSeq lists its product as uncharacterized. The transcript has a single exon. The record is from RefSeq and is a predicted model, not a curated record. Lineage: Eukaryota; Metazoa; Arthropoda; Insecta; Diptera; Drosophilidae. The coding region runs from base 139 to 1593 and encodes 484 amino acids.